GGCCUCACUCUGGGUCACGUGGGACUAAUCGUUGUCACGGCAACCAUAAACUAACAGAGCGCACUGAGCAUCUUCAGGUCUUUACUAGUGAAGACACACAGAACCAUGUCUGAUGCGGAAUCUGAUGAGUUUGGUGAUGAGGGCAGUAAACUGGGGGAAUAUGAAGGGGACAGGAAUGAAGCAGGAGAGAGACACGGAGUCGGUAAAGCUCUUCUGGUCAACGGAGACAUGUAUCAGGGACAGUACGAGACCGGCAAGAGACACGGACAGGGGACAUAUCACUUCCAGAAUGGGGCAAGAUAUGUGGGACAGUAUUACGAGAACAUGAAACAUGGACAGGGCACCUUCUACUAUCCAGAUGGCUCUCGGUAUGAAGGGUCGUGGGUGGAGGACCUGAGACAGGGUCAUGGAGUCUACACUUACCCCAAUGGAGACACGUAUGAUGGAGAGUGGCUGCAUCAUAUGAGGGAUGGCCAGGGCGUCUACCACUACCAUGAAACGGGCUCAAAGUACAAGGGCUCAUGGAUGAAUGGCAAGCUGGAGUCAUCUGGAGAGUACAUCCACUCUAGCCACAGAUACAAGGGUAACUUUGUCAACAAUAACCCGUACGGCCUGGGGAAGUAUGUGUUCGACAUUGGGUGUGAGCAGCACGGUGAAUACCGCCACGCAGAGCAGGACCAAGCUGAGGGUGAGUGGGGCGAGUUGGCCUCCACCGCCGUUCUCAAUUGGAUUCCCAAGAGUGUCACCGGCCUGACUCCAGACAAAGACACUUCAGGUGGGGAACAGGAAACGGCUUUAGAAGAGGAGAGAGCAGAGGACUGACUGUUUGAUCGAUCCACAAUCCUGCAUCUUUUAACCGAAGUUUACAUAACAUAAAUAUAUUCAUACAUAUGUCAAUAAAUCUGUUAAGCUUGUG
Messenger RNA from Sebastes umbrosus (honeycomb rockfish), 916 nucleotides. It is a transcript of the gene rsph1, whose product is annotated as radial spoke head component 1. NCBI's taxonomy places the organism in Eukaryota, Metazoa, Chordata, Actinopteri, Perciformes, Sebastidae. Bases 106 to 822 code for a protein of 238 amino acids. The transcript has 8 exons. Gene Ontology annotation, cellular component: nucleus; motile cilium. The record is from RefSeq and is a predicted model, not a curated record. Gene Ontology annotation, biological process: spermatid development; axoneme assembly.